AGGGACAAAAGGAGAGAAUCAUAUCAAUUAAAAAAUUUGAAAAUUGCAGAGGAAGACAAAAUUGGACAAUGUCAUGGCAGAAUUUCAGGAUAAACUAUAAAAAAGACACGAAAGAAACCAUCAUGAACAUAAAUCUCAUUAUCAAAGAAGAAGUUUCAACGCAAUUUGCGAUGUCCUUCAGCUUCUUGAAAUGCGACACUUCUGGUAACCCUGACAGUUGCGAGUUUUUCUUCAAAGAUCAAAGGAUAGAAAACGCUUGCAAGUAUUUUACUAUGAAGGACCAGUCUUGGAGCGGAUUUGUCGGAUAUUUUGACAAGGAGCUAAAAUGCCCUCUAAAACCUGAUACAUAUCGUCUUCAGAAUAUGGUUUUAAACUCGAGUGGUUUAGACAAAUUCCCACUAAAAGACGCAGUUUGGAAACUCAACAUGGGUGGCUACGAUAAACUUCGAAAAAUAUCCUGUGCCGAGAUGGAAAUUAAUAUUCUUACUGUUAAGAAGCGUCAGAAUAACUAACUUCUAAAUAUUCACUGGAGA
This is a messenger RNA of Psylliodes chrysocephalus, 533 nucleotides long. NCBI's taxonomy places the organism in Eukaryota, Metazoa, Arthropoda, Insecta, Coleoptera, Chrysomelidae. The record is from the annotation of a GenBank genome assembly.